AUGACUGUCACCAGCGUCACGCGCAACGAGCUCUGGCGGCACCCGGACCCCACCUCGACUCCAAUGUGGGCGUUCCUUCUCCGCGUGAAUUCCAAGUACGGCCUCGAAUUGGCAGACUACCCCGGCCUGUACAAGUGGUCCAUCGAGAACGUGGCAGAGUUCUGGGAGGAGGUCUGGCAUUUUGUGGGCAUCACGGCCUCAAGGCCCUUCGACAAGGUACGCUGGCCAAUGCCAUUCGUCACAUCCCAAACUCAACCCAAACCUCAUCCUGUCUGGCUUCACUCUGCUUGGCGCGCCUUGACUGCCUGUCUUAUGGCAGAGGGCAAGGAAGAAAAGGACUUUGUGUGA
Colletotrichum spaethianum is the source of this 348-nucleotide messenger RNA. RefSeq names its product malonamoyl-CoA synthetase vrtB. The coding region runs from base 1 to 348 and encodes 115 amino acids. The record is from RefSeq and is a predicted model, not a curated record. The transcript has a single exon. Lineage: Eukaryota; Fungi; Ascomycota; Sordariomycetes; Glomerellales; Glomerellaceae. Gene Ontology annotation, cellular component: cytosol. Gene Ontology annotation, molecular function: acetoacetate-CoA ligase activity.